Molecule: messenger RNA, 1462 nt
Organism: Tupaia belangeri chinensis (Chinese tree shrew)
Lineage: Eukaryota; Metazoa; Chordata; Mammalia; Scandentia; Tupaiidae
Gene: YBX3
Product: Y-box binding protein 3
Molecular function (GO): nucleic acid binding
Source: RefSeq, a predicted model, not a curated record
CCACCAAAGUCCUUGGCACUGUCAAAUGGUUCAACGUCAGAAAUGGAUAUGGAUUUAUAAAUCGAAAUGACACCAAAGAAGAUGUAUUUGUGCAUCAGACUGCCAUCAAGAAGAAUAACCCACGGAAAUACCUGCGCAGUGUAGGAGAUGGAGAAACUGUGGAGUUUGAUGUGGUUGAAGGAGAGAAGGGUGCAGAAGCAGCCAAUGUGACUGGCCCAGAUGGAGUUCCUGUAGAAGGCAGUCGAUACGCUGCAGAUCGGCGCCGCUACAGACGUGGCUACUAUGGCAGACGUCGUGGACCUCCCCGCAAUUACGCUGGGGAGGAGGAGGAGGAAGGGAGCGGCAGCAGUGAAGGAUUUGACCCCCCUGCCACUGACGGGCAGUUCUCUGGGGCCCGGAAUCAGCUGCGCCGCCCCCAGUAUCGCCCUCAGUACCGGCAGCGGCGGUUCCCGCCUUACCACGUGGGACAGACCUUUGACCGUCGCUCACGGGUCUUUCCCCAUCCCAGCAGAAUGCAGGCUGGUGAGAUUGGAGAGAUGAAGGAUGGGGUUCCAGAGGGAGCUCAACUUCAGGGACAGGUUCAUCGGAAUCCAACUUACCGCCCAAGGUACCGAAGGGGACCUCCUCGCCCACGACCUGCCCCGGCUGUGGGAGAGGCUGAAGACAAAGAGAAUCAACAAGCGGCCAAUGGUCCGAACCAGCCAUCUGUUCGCCGAGGAUACCGGCGUCCUUACAACUACCGGCGCCGCCCCCGUCCUCCUAAUGCUCCCUCACAAGAUGGCAAAGAGACCAAGGCAGGUGAAGCACCAACUGAGAACCCUGCUCCAGCCACCGAGCAGAGCAGCGCUGAGUAACGCCAGGCUCCCCAGGCACCUUCACCAUCUGCAGGGUGACCUAAAGAAUUAAUGACCAUUCAAAAAUAAAAUAAAGCAAAAAGCAAACCACGACCUUACCAACACCAAAGAAACAUGCAAGCAAUAAAAGUGGAAGACAAACCAAGAUUUGGACAUGGGAAUGUUUACAAUUACUCUUUAAGAAACUAGCAACUGCAGAAGGAAAACCGUCAGCAAGUUUCUCCAGCAAGCCGAGGUCCCAGGAACGCCUGCACAGACGGCAAGAGAGCACCCUCCUCGGUUUCAGCAACCAACUAGGUUUAUAAUUUUUUCCUGGUUUUUACUGUUUUGGUAAUAUAAAUUGAAAGAAAUCUUAAUACCACACGGGGAGAACCCCAACCAAAGAAAUCUGAAAUAUAUAGUAAAUGCUUUUUCUUUUUUCCCUUUUUUUGUUCAUUUUGGAUGCUGGUGCUAAACUUCCAAGUGUCAUGAUUUAAAAAAAGAAAUUUUAUGCCCUUAUUUAUUUCUAGGAUGGGGGAGGAUAACAUUUUUGCUUAUGUGACUCUCUUUGAAAAUGGGCAGUAAAAAAGUUCCUCAGAAAUAAAAUUUUUACCCUUCAAAGGAAAAAA